AGAGGCUACUCGCUCUUUGAUUGGGCAGCUGCGGGGGAUUUAAAUGUAAACCGCCGGCGGCGAGGCGCGUGCGAGUGGGUAACUAGGCAACCGACCGCUUCUCCCUUCGCUCGGGGCCGUUCGAACUGCCUCAACUGCGCAAGGAGUAUGGCUACCUUUCAGCAAAAGAUCUUAAAUAUGCUCAAGUGUUUUAGAAGAGAAUGGUGCUUAUUUUCAGACUCAGAAAGGACUACUGUUUGUAGUUCAGACGGCAUGAUGAUGGCUUUACAGCUAUCAAUGGCUGAAGUCAAUAAACAGCUUCAUGGAGAUUUCACAGUAUCUCUUAGUGAUGUGGUGGAAACCUGGAAAUACUUUCUACAUGAUAAACUGGGAUUGACAUAUGAGAAUAUGGAAGCACCUGAAAACUAUGAUGAUAUCAAAAAAGCUUAUGAUACCUUCUUAAAGAGGAGUAAUAUGUUAGAUCUAAUUGAUAUUUGCCAGAAGUGUCAUACAUUAACAUCUGAAUCUGAAAUUGAAGAGAUGUCCCCUGUUCAACUGUUAAAUUUUAUCUCUGGCUUAUCAGAAGAGAAUGGCUCUUGUCUUUCCAUACCCUCAACACCAAUCAGACACAGCCAGGAUAAUGUGAAGUUGCUAUUGAUCGUGAAGAAGUUUGUUUGUGCAUAUUUAAGCCUGUUGGUGAAUUCUAAGAAUGAUCUGGCCGUGGCUCAUGUUUUAAAUAUUCCUGAUAGAGGACUUGGAAGAGAAGCCUUCACUGACCUAAAGCAUGCUGCACAGAAGAGACAAAUGUCCAUUUUCCUGAUGGCAACAUCUUUCAUCCGAAUGAUAGAACUUGGAGGAAAAGGUUAUGCACCUUCACCAUUUGAUACUUUAAGAACCCAUGUAAAGGGACUUUCAGACUUUGUUAAUUUUAUCGACAAGCUGGAAGAAAUCAUCGGCGAAGUCCUGGAUCCACGAAUUGCAGGGGGGCGAAUUCUAUCAACAAUCAAGAUACACUUGAUAAAAGGCCGAAACAGUGGGGAUCCAUUCUGUCGAGCAGCAGAGGAAGUUUUACAAGAUUUGGAUUUAAGGAUUAAAAAUAUUAUAAAUUCUCAACAUGAAGCUGUGACUGCUAGCACCACUGGAAUCAGUCCAGCCCGGCCAAAAUUACAUGCCAUAAACCAUGGCACUGCCUACUGUGGCAGAGAAACUGUAAAGGCCUUAUUAGCUCUUUUGGAUGAAGAAGCUGCCAAUCUUCCUACCAAAAACAAAGCAGAACUAUUAUAUGGUGAUGAAAAUGUAACUCCAUUUGGAAUCACCUCUGUCUUAACACUCUUUAGAUCUCCAGCACAAUCCACUAGGUCUUCUCCAAAACCUCUCAGACAACAAAUUAAAACAUCUGUUGGUGAAAGAAAAAUUAAGAUGAAGCAACCCUUAAUCAGGUCCCAGUUUGCUUGUACCUACAAAGAUGACGUGAUGACUGAGAAGAAGGAUCAGCACUUCUUCAGUAGGAGCCAAAUACCGACUUGCAUACAUCCAGCACCAAAACAAAUGCUUGCUCUCUGUUUAGAAGCUGAGACUUUUGCAGAAGGUGUAAAGUCGCCUCCUGAAAGACCAGCACUUGGAACCAGUUCUGGAAAUGUUCAUUGGAAUGGAAGUAAAAGUGAAAAAGCAAAAAGUUGUCCGCCAAGAAACAAGAGCUCAAAGAGGAAACACAUGGAUCUGAAUAGUGAGAAAGUCAUCUGCAAUAAUGAAAAUGAGCCACCUCAGUACACCAAUAUUAAGAGACCCAAGAUAUCAAACAUAGUACAGGAGAAAUUGGACAGCAAACUAGAUGGAGCAGCAAAAAGCAACAAGGCUACAGCCAAGAAUAAAUUGAUUGUUGAUAUAGCUGGCAGUCCUCACUCAUUGCUGAUCCAUGUAUUUGUCAGAGUUUGGAGGCAGUUUCCCAUCUGAAAGGAUCAGCUGGGAACACCAAUAGGUUAGUACCCAGAUCGUAAUUUCAGAUGUUCCUCCCUCUCCCACUCCAGAUGGAAACUUCAAUUUUUGCCUCACAGACUCUUCCAGAUUGAAUGCUCUAUUAUCCCCUCCUGUGUUUAGAAACACGAUAAAGGUCUAUGGAAAGAAAUUUCUGUGGAGAUUCCUCCACAUUUUGCUAUUUGAGGGAAAGCAUUUGUCCCCCACAUGGGGAAAGUGUAAGGGGCCUGCCCAGACCUAGCAGAUCCCUAAGGGAUCUAUUUGAUGCUAGGGCCAUCUGCACAGUGACCCUGUACCUCUGGACUAGUUCUAGACUAGUAUCUCUGGACUAGUUUAUCCACCUUGUGCGGAUCUGCGGGUCCUGAACCCAGGCCCGUAGACCACUGCUGCAUCCCCAACACCACUGGAUGGCUAUAGUAAUGACAGGAGAAUUGGGAGCCCUAAGGCCCUGCACUCCACCAAACAUACUACCCACAGGGAUCUGACUGGAGUUGCUCCAGAGUCCCUGACUGGGCUGGUUACACUUCUAAACUAGAGAGAGAAACAGGAAGUUGUCUGUGCAACAAGGUGGAUUCUGGGUGGGUGCUGCAGCUGCAGACCCUCUUGUUCAAUACCUGACUUUCGGUCUCAUCUCCAGUUCCUGACUUUAACCCUGCCCUGUACCUGGCAUCUGCCCUCAGCCUUGUUCUGGUCACAGAACUCUGUCAGCCUGGUUUUGACUGCUCCAGCUCCGACCUUAUGCUACUGACCCUCAGCUUUGGCUUGUGAUUCCUGUUUGACCCCCAGCUCUCACUUUUGCCCCAUGGCUCCUGUCUUUGGACUGCCCAUUGGCCUAUGGUUCCUGAACACUGCACUGAAUGGCAGGCUGGCCUGCCUAUGUCCAGGUCAUUGUGCCAGUCUUCCACAAGCUCUGACACACCCUUACUCCAGUCUUUAAGAGGUAUCUGCAUGCACAUGGCACACAGGUAUCUUCUGAUAUUUUCCACAGGAAGACUCUCCACCAUUGACUGGCACCAAAGAGGGAGCUGGACCAGUGCCUAUCUUUAUUCCAGCCAAUUAUAAUAAAUGUCAUCAGAGGUUCAUGAAAACUUACUUCAAAAUAGAAGUUUACCAAAUGCUUUCAAUUCUCAAGCAAACAAAAAAGUUCAUGUUUUGGAUCCGUUUGAACCAGUUUGAACAAAAUAGCAGGCUCCUCUCUUUGCUCUCUUGUGGCCAGCAUGAAAUCCUAAAGCUAUAAUCCAUCCUUGCAUGGCUGAGGGAGGAAGGAAGAUAGGCUUUGGCUUGGGUUGAACCUUUUUAAGAAAAUAAAAAAAACACUUUUUAUCUAUGAGUUGGGAAGGGCACUUUCCUUUCCUCGUUGCUGUUACUAAGGACUCUACAGUUGCUACUGUUUAGGGAGGGCGGGGGGAGUCCUAUUAUCUAAAAAUCAGGGCGUACGCUGUCACCAAAAUGAAUGCCAAUUUUUUUUAUGGGCUAAAAGACCUAAGACCGCCUCCUUGGUUAACUGCUAAAACAAAGCUGUCAGUUGAGGGAAGACCAAAAAUACAACCCUUGGCCCCUUUUAAAAUUCAGCAGUGUCUGUCUGAUAAUUGAAGAAAAUGGAACAUGCUCAUUAGGAUCUCCAACUCACAUUACAAAAAGCAUAAUUGCUAUACAUGGCUGUAGAAUCAGGUAAAGUCAUAAACUGUGGUCAGUACAGACCAUAGAGAGCAAACUUAGCUUUUCCAGAUUUGGAGUAGCUUCCAUGGCUGCAGAGCCUGAGCACAAGGUAGCUUCUGUCAUUCUGCAGCCUCACAAAUUCAAUGGGUUCAUCUGUGCCCAAUGUAUCUAGGUGUUCGCAAUCUAAAUAAAAUGCAUAUUUUUCCUUUUAGGCUUCAAAUACUCCACUUCUGGCAGAAAACUAAAAUGUUUUAAAUUAUGAUAACUAAAUUCAUAUUACAAAUUGCUGCCUAAAAUCUUGUCUGUUAUCAAUUGGCCUUUUCUUUUCACUUAAUAUUAACUUAGUUCUUUUUAGUACUGUUUACAUCAGUAAUUUACCGUUAUUUUAAGUAACUCCUCCUGCUUUUACAUGGAAUCGUGUUACUGUGAAAUCGGACAAUCUAAAAUCUGAUGUGAAAUGCAAAAGUAAAUAAAUUUGGUCAAUGACACUUAAUAUG
This is a messenger RNA of Caretta caretta (loggerhead turtle), 4109 nucleotides long. The record is from RefSeq and is a predicted model, not a curated record. Lineage: Eukaryota; Metazoa; Chordata; Testudines; Cheloniidae.